Molecule: messenger RNA, 1075 nt
Organism: Pectinophora gossypiella (pink bollworm)
Lineage: Eukaryota; Metazoa; Arthropoda; Insecta; Lepidoptera; Gelechiidae
Exons: 8
Coding region: 119-949 (276 amino acids)
Source: RefSeq, a predicted model, not a curated record
UAUCCAUGUUGCUAUCAAAUAAGUUGGUUUAAUGAUAAAUUAAUUACAUAUUGAUAAACAAUUGAAGACAGUUGUUUUUGAUUGCGAUCAUAAUCUUCUUGUGACUUUGUAAGAAGCUAUGAAGAUGUUCACACUUAUUCUAGCGGCCUGUUUGGGGCUGGCAACAACUUUACCUGUGGAUAAUGUUUCAGAUAAUACAGGUGUGGCUGGUGUGGCUACACGCAACUCUUUCUUCGAGCAAUUGUUUCUGGAGAUCCUUGAGGACUUGAGAGAGACCAUGGUUACUGGUUCCGAGGAUAUUCCUGUGCUGGAUCCCCUCCAAAUAGAACAUCUGCAUCUCGACCUCGACGACUUGGGCUUGGAAAAUGCCCAUAUAACUCUUGAUAACGUGGAAGCCAGGAAGCUCAGUACCUUCGUGGUCGACAAUCUGUCCAUUACUGCAACUUCAAUUAUCCUGCAGCGCUAUGCCAUCGAACUUGAUUUAUAUAUUCCUGUGAUAGAAGUGGAUUCUGAGGGCUACGAUUUAUUUGUAAACGUGAUGGGUGGAAAUAUCUUCGGAACUGGCGACGCUAAACUAAGAAUAAUAGAGCCAAGGAUCGUUGCCAGUUUGGAGGCGGGACUUAGUAUUUCUGGUGGAAUAUCCAUCAACAUCCGCAGCGCCCGCGUAUUCUUCACACUUGGAGCUUUCCGGCCUGAAAUAAAUGGCAUGUUCGGCAACCCUAUGGUCGAUGACUUCGUGAAUUCAUUCCUGGGCCAUUUAAUAGAAGAUUUAGUAAAUAGCUUCCAGGAUGAGAUUUCUGACUUCCUCAGCGGCUUGGUGAUGGAAGUCGGCAAUGAUAUAAUUGGUGGUAUUCUUCCCGGCCUCAUUGCUCAUGAUGAAGAACUAACCAGGAAGGUACAGCUCCUACAGGCUUCAGAACCUCAUGGCUUGACACUCGGUUCGGAUUGAAAAUAAAUCUGAGUUUCUUUAAUGAAAUAACGUAAUGAUUUCUGGAAUAAAGCUUGUUGCAGUUGAAAUAGCGAUUACGUUUAAGAAUGAAACAGUUUCAAAUUAAAUGUUUAUAUACCAAUCGUA